This is a messenger RNA of Lampris incognitus (smalleye Pacific opah), 2532 nucleotides long. It is a transcript of the gene ptchd3b, whose product is annotated as patched domain-containing protein 3. The coding region runs from base 1 to 2532 and encodes 843 amino acids. Gene Ontology annotation, cellular component: membrane. The record is from RefSeq and is a predicted model, not a curated record. NCBI's taxonomy places the organism in Eukaryota, Metazoa, Chordata, Actinopteri, Lampriformes, Lampridae. The transcript has 4 exons.
AUGGCCAAAUGCCGCACAGAUUGCAUAGAAAGGCCUCUGCGUAUCUUUUUUGAGACGAUAGGCCAUUUCAUUGGCGCUCAUCCCUGGUGGUUUUUCAUCGCUCCUCUCAUACUCUCAGCAGGACUCGGGAGCGGGUUUUACAUUCUAAAGGAUAAGCUCUCCAAUAACAUUGAAGAGAAAUUUACCCCUGUUGAUGGACAGGCUAAGAUGGAGAGAAAAUAUAUCCAAGAAACUUUUCCAAGAGAUGAGUCCACCUUUUCAAGCUUGAGACUGAGCACAGACGGGACUUACGCGACCUUUAUAGCGUCAAAUGGCAGUAAUAUUCUGACAGCGGAGUCACUUCAGGAGAUACUAGACUUGGACUUUAGGAUAAGGAGCAUGGCAGUGCAGUUUGAGAACAAGUCGUUUGAAUACACUGAUAUUUGCGCUCUAGUGAAUGGAACUUGUUCUUCGAAUGACAUUCUGGACAUUAUUAGCUAUAAUGCCAGCAAUAUAAACCUUGUCAAUUUGACAUUUCCAUGGUAUUACUCUGAUAUUGGCAGUGUCCCAUUGUAUGUCAGCCUGGGCAGUGUAAAAUUCAACAAGGACAACUCUGUCAUUGAGAACGCUGAGGCCGUGCGACUGCGUUAUUAUCUACGAGAGGACAACAAAACCAAGACGGAUCUGUGGUUAGAGGCCUUCAUGAAUCUGAUCUCAAACGAAUCAAUGAGCAAUUCCAAGGUGUCAUACGCCACCUCGAUGUCCUUGCAGCGGGAAUUUGAGAGAUGUCCAGCUUCUAUCGUCCAACUCUUCUCCAUCACAUAUGCCAUCGCUGUAACAUUUGCACUUACAUCAUGCUGGAGGUUGGACAAUGUGAGGAACAAAGUGUGGGUGGGGUUUGCUGGAGUGCUCUCCACAGGUCUGGCACUCCUGACCAGUUUUGGUCUGUUGCUGUUCCUGGACCAGCCUUUUGUCAUGACAGUCGCCUCCUGCCCCUUCAUGGUUUUAGGUAUCGGAAUAGAUGACACCUUCAUUAUGAUUUCCUGCUGGCAGAGGACUCGUGUUCAUGACAGUGUUCCUGACCGUCUGGCUAAUACCUACAGGGAAGCGGCUGUCUCCAUCUCCAUCACCACCCUGACCGACGCUCUGGCCCUUUUCUUAGGCUACAACUCCCCUUUUGGCUCGGUUCAGGCCUUCUGCCUCUACGCCGGCAUCUCUGUUGGUUUCUGUUAUCUGUAUACCAUCAGUUUUCUGGGUGCAUUCAUGGCUCUGAGUGGACAAUGGGAAGCAGAGAACAGACACUGGUUCACCUGUGUUAAGAUCCCAGAGGACCCUCCUCCUGGAAAAUCAAAAGCCUUCAGUGUCUGCUGUGUUGGAGGGAGCUUUGACCGAGUCACAGACAAAACAGAAAUUCAACUCGCGAGCCAAUUCUUAGAGAAGUUUUACGGUCCGUUGCUCACUCAAAAAUGGAUUAAAGCAUGUGUAUUUGUCAUGUAUGUCGGGUAUCUAGCUGUCAGUAUCUAUGGCUGUUCCACCAUGAAGGAGGGACUUGAUAUCGGGAACCUGGUAUUGGAUGACUCCUACAUCAUCAGCUAUUACAAUGACCAAAAGCAGCACUUCUCUGAAUACAGUUAUAAUGUGAUGGUGGCCGUGAAGCACCCCAUCCCGUAUUGGAGUGAAGAAGGGCAAAAGAGCCUCAAUUCAUGCAUUGCAAAUUUUGAAAACUUGAAUUAUGUCAACAGCACAUCAGCUUGGUUCCUUUCCUUUCAGCUGUAUGCAAAUGCAAACAGUCUCAACUUAAACUCUAAACAGGCCUUCCAAAGCCACCUGGUCCACUUCCUAGCAUUCAAUCCUAUUUUCCAGCAAGAUAUCAACUUGAGUGCAAACAACGAGAUCCCAUCCUCGCGCUUUUUCAUUCAGACACUCAACAAAACCACAAUGAAAGACAUGUUGCUUGGCUUGAGGAAAACAGCAAAGCAAUGCCCAAUUAAGCUUCUGGUCUAUCACCCUGCAUUUAUCUACUUUGACCAGUAUACUACCAUUAUGGACACCACCAUUCAAACCAUUCUAGUGGCAGCAACAUUGAUAUUCAUCAUCUCACUCUUCCUGAUACCCGAUCCCUUUUGUUCCAUAUGGGUCACCUUUGCCAUGUGUUCGGUCGUGGCUGGCGUAGCAGGAUUCAUGGCUCUGUGGGACGUGAGCCUGGACUCCAUUUCCAUGAUCAACCUGGUGAUCUGUAUUGGUUUUGCAGUAGAUUUCUCGACCCACAUCACUUACUCUUAUAUUUCAAGCUCCAAGAGCGAUAUUAAUGAGAGGGCUAUUGAUGCGCUGGCCCAGUUGGGCUAUCCUAUACUGCAAGGGGCAGUGUCCACCAUUUUAGGAGUGGUGGUGCUCUCCUUGUCUGGGAGUUAUAUCUUCAGGACCUUCUUUAAGAUCAUGUUUUUGGUGAUUAUAGUUGGGUUGUUCCACGGCUUAGUAUUUAUUCCUGUGUUUCUGACACUGUGUGGGGGCAUUUGGGAGGUGGGGUUGAAGAAAUGCAAGCAGAUUCCGUAG